AGAAAACGAAAAGGGAAAUUUUUAGUUAGGAAGAAAUGAAGAUUGUAACUUACAACGUAAAUGGUCUGAGGCAAAGAAUCUCACAGUUCGGAUCUCUUUCCAAAUUGCUCAAUUCAUUCGAUGCUGAUAUAGUCUGCAUCCAGGAAACGAAAUUGAGAAGGCAAGAAUUAACGGCCGAUUUGGCAAUAGCCGAUGGCUACGAGUCUUUCUUUUCAUGCACUCACACCUCCGAUAAAGGCCGAACUGGGUACUCCGGUGUGGCUACAUUUUGUCGUGUGAAGUCGGCGUUCUCGAGCGUAGAAGCGGCAUUGCCCAUUGCGGCAGAGGAAGGGUUCACAGGCCUUCUAGGAUGUUCUAGAAAAGACGAAGCGGCGGCUUCAGUAGCUGAAGGGCUGGAGGAGUUCUCAAGAGAGGAACUUCUCAAGGUUGAUAGCGAGGGGCGGUGCAUUAUCACGGAUCAUGGUCAUUUUGUUCUCUUCAACUUGUAUGGACCCCGAGCAGAGAGUGAUGAUGCUGAUAGGAUUCAAUUCAAGCUCAAUUUUUUCAAGAUAUUACAGAAAAGAUGGGAGUCUCUGUUGCGUCGGGGAAGGAGGAUUUUUGUUCUUGGUGAUCUUAACAUUGCUCCUUGUGCUAUUGAUCGUUGUGAUGCAGGACCAGAUUUUGAGAAUAAUGAGUUCAGGACGUGGUUUAGAUCCAUGCUAGUGGAAUCAGGAGGUCAUUUCUUCGAUGUUUUCAGGGCAAAAAAUCCCAACAGAAGGGAAGCAUUUACAUGUUGGCCGUCAAAUACUGGUGCUGAACAAUUCAAUUAUGGGACAAGAAUUGAUCAUAUUCUCUGUGCUGGAUCUUGCUUACACGAGGAGCAUGAUGUUGACGGACAUAAUUUGGUGACCUGUCAUGUAGAGGAGUGCAACAUUUUGACAGAGUACAAGCGGUGGAAACCUGGAAAUGCACCAAGGUGGAAAGGAGGGUGGACCAUUAAAUUAGAAGGUUCAGACCAUGCUCCUGUUUAUACAAGCUUGGUGGAAAUUCCUGAUGUCUCACAGCAUAGUACUCCAUCUUUAGCUGCUAGAUAUCUGCCAAUGAUUCAUGGUCUGCAAACUCUUGUGUCAGUUUUAAAGAGAAGGCAGGCUGCUAAGCAAGUCCAAUCCCAUUUAGUAUCAAGUUCAUUUUCUGAUGAAAAUAUCAUCGUAGGAGGUUGCAGUCAUAGUGUCAAUAGGUCGAUCACAAGUUGCAAUGUACCUGGAACCCAUAUAUCCUGCUGUUCAUUGGACCAGGACUCUGAAAAUACCAUCCCACAAGUUGACGAGCAGUCUGAAGAUCUCACUGAGGAGGUUGCUUGUAACACUUCAAUUGUAUUCAGCAGAGAAUAUGUUAGCUCAAUGCCUAACAAAGAAACCAAGAAAAGAACAAGAAAGAGUCAACAGCUCUCCUUGAGAUCAUUUUUUCAGAAAAUUCCAAACCAAGAUAAUACCGUUGACAGUUCUACUACUGAUACGCCAACCAAUCAGACUGGUGUUGUAGAUUCUAAUGAUCUGUUCCUGGAAGCUCCUGUGAUGGAUGAUCUUGGAAGCAGUCCAACGCAGAAUGACACGAAAUUGAGUGCAUCCUCACAGGGUCAAGAAGCACAAGAUGGGAAUUGUUAUUUGGAGAAGGAGAAGAAUAACGUUGCUUUACUGGAGUGGCAAAGGAUACAACAACUCAUGCAGAAUAGCAUACCUCUUUGCAAGGGCCAUAGAGAACCUUGUGUUUCACGAGUAGUGAAGAAACCAGGUCCUACUUUUGGUCAUAGAUUCUAUGUGUGUGCUCGAGCUGAGGGUCCUGCUUCUAACCCUGAAGCAAAUUGUGGUUACUUCAGAUGGGCUUCAGUGAAAUCUCGACCAAAAUGAUGGUAGAUCCUUCAUCUCAAGUUUGACUGAAGGAUGUGUAAAUUUCCUUCCCCUGCCAUUUUGUAAAUUAUAGUAUCCUCAAUCCUGUUCUGCCUCUUUCCAUGCUAGAGAGUAAACACUCCCACUCAUCCUAAUCAAAAAGCCCUCUAACAAAUUGUCUUCCUAAGCCGGUAAAUAUUACAGGUAAUGAGGAUGCUGAAUGUCAGUUCAUCUGGGACUGUCAGAUGGAUCAAUUUUUCCAAGUGGUUCAACACUGCACUUGUUGAGGAUGUCAGGGCAUCAGCUUAUCUAGUAUCACCAUAGGAUCAAUCAUCUGUAAUUUGUUACCUCUUUAGUGUAUUAUAUGAAGCAAAGGGGAGAAUUUCUCUUCAUGAAUCACUCAUUUUCCAUUCUUUCA
Messenger RNA from Theobroma umbraticum, 2283 nucleotides. RefSeq names its product endonuclease/exonuclease/phosphatase family protein. The record is from RefSeq and is a predicted model, not a curated record. Gene Ontology annotation, biological process: base-excision repair. Gene Ontology annotation, molecular function: endonuclease activity; DNA-(apurinic or apyrimidinic site) endonuclease activity; zinc ion binding. Lineage: Eukaryota; Viridiplantae; Streptophyta; Magnoliopsida; Malvales; Malvaceae. Gene Ontology annotation, cellular component: nucleus.